This is a messenger RNA of Poeciliopsis prolifica (blackstripe livebearer), 1890 nucleotides long. Its product is annotated as zinc finger protein OZF-like. Bases 1 to 1461 code for a protein of 486 amino acids. The transcript is spliced from 2 exons. Gene Ontology annotation, cellular component: nucleus. The record is from RefSeq and is a predicted model, not a curated record. NCBI's taxonomy places the organism in Eukaryota, Metazoa, Chordata, Actinopteri, Cyprinodontiformes, Poeciliidae.
AUGUGGGGACAGCAGGUCCAACUGCAGGUCCAACAGGGCCGGGAUGCUGCAAGAGAGGACUGGCACAGAGUCAUGGACGCCGCUCUCAGCCUCCUGGUCCAGCCGCACAGAUCAGGUGUUCAGGAGCAGCUGAUUGUUAAAGAAGAAGCUGAUGAAGAGCAGAGUCCUGGUGGAGACCAGCAGGACGCAGAGCGUCUCCACAUCAAGAAGGAGGAAGUCUGGAGCAGUAUGGAGGAUGAAGAGCUCAGUGUGAAGGAGGAGAUGGAUCCUACCAGGUUUCCACUCACUGUAGUUCUUAUGAAGAGUGAGGAUGAUGAAGAUAUACCUCUGUUCUCUCAGCUUCAUCAGACAGAAGUUGGAGAUCUUCCAACCAGCAGCUCAGCUGGCCAGAUGAAAGCAGAAAGGGAUGGAGAGCACAGUGGAGGAGCAGAGUCCAGCAGGAACCCAGACACUUCCAGCUCUUCAGAGACGGAGGUCAGUGGGGAUGAAGAGGAGGAGGAGGAGGAGGAUGUGAACCAUCCUGGUUCUCAUCUGAAACACCCACCAGACUUUGGCUCUGAAACUGAGGACAGCGAGAACGACUGGAAGGAAACUAGAGCUGCAGAGUCAGGAGGAAACGCCGCCAACAAGUCGCUGAGCUGCUCAGAGUGCAGGCAACAGUUCAAUAAGUCCUCGCUUCACAGCAAGACUUCCAAAGCAAGACCUGCAGGCUGUUUGGUUGGCAAGAAAAUUGUUAGAGAGAAGAAAACUGUUGAGUCGUUGAGGAACAUCCAGGCAGGGGUUAAAUGUUUUACCUGUGACGAUUGUGGUAAAAGUUUUAACUGGAAAAACAACAUAAACGUUCACAUGAGAAUCCACUCUGGAGAGAAGCCGUUUGGUUGUGACGUGUGUGGCAGAAAAUUCAGCCAAAAGUCCCAUUUAAACAUUCACACUAGGAUUCACACAGGAGAGAAACCGUUCAGUUGUGAUGUUUGUGAACAAAGAUUUAGUGAUAAGUCCCAUUUAAACAAACACAUAAGGGUCCACACGGGGGACAAACCUUUAGGUUGUGACGUUUGUGGACAACACUUUGGUGACAAGACAAGUUUAAACAGGCACAUGAGAAUCCACACAGGAGACAAACCGUUUGGUUGUGAUUCCUGUGGACAAAGAUUCAGUGAUAAGUCGACCUUAAAGAAACACAUCAGGAUCCACACAGGAGAGAAGCCAUUUGGUUGUUUCGCCUGUGGGAAAAAAUUCAGCCUGAAGGGAAGCUUAAAAACGCACAUGAGAAUCCACACAGGAGAAAAACCUUUUGGUUGUGAUGUCUGUGGUCAGCGGUUUCGCCAGUUGUCUAAUUUAAAUGCACACACCAGGAUCCACACUGGAGAGAAACCAUUUGGUUGUGCUGUUUGUGGAGAAACAUUUACCCAGACAUCCCAUUUUAACCGACAUAUGAGAAUUCACACAGGAGGGGAAUAAUCAAGCAGUAAAAGAGUUCCUACCAACAGAACUGUAAUAUCUUUGAUUUUCUAUGAACCAUGAAUGUUUCACUUUAUAGCAGGGGUCCCCAAAGUGGGUCCUCGAGGGCCGGCAUCCUGCAUGUUUUAGUUCUCUCUCUGAUUUAAUGCACCUGGGUCAAAUGGUGGCUCCUCAGAAGUUUAAGAAGAACAUUGACAUUCUAAAAAGGUUGUGACUACCACCAAGGAGAGACUAAAACAUGCAGGGUGCCGGCAUUCAUGAUUAAUUGUAGCAAUAGAUUUUAUUUGAGAAACAUUGGACCGUUUCUCUUUGCUGUUCUGGCAUGGCCCCACCAUCUUUAUUUCUGUAUCAACUGACUCUGCUUAAGGAUGACCAUUAUAUGUGGAGAUGAUGGUGCAAAGGAUUUUUCAUGAAAUCAAUAAAAUUACA